GCGUUUGUAACAAACACGAGAGUCAAAGCGUCUCCAAGACGCGUAUCUCACACACUACAACACUUAUUAUAUAUACUGCAGAUACCAAACUUAGAAAUAUAUAAGCACAUCAAGAAGACGGAGUUUCAGACUGUAUACGAUUUGAAUCGAUGACGAUGAUGGAUCCUCCUGAUGCAGAUCUCUCCGAUCGUACCGGAUCAAUCGUGAUUCGUUCGGUCUGGGCUGAGAAUCUCGACUCUGAGUUUGAGCUGAUUAGCCGAAUCGUCGAAGAUUUCCCCUUCAUCUCCAUGGACACCGAGUUUCCCGGCGUUAUUCACAAGGCGGAGCCAGCUCUUCUCCGCCGUGGAAACCCCGGUUAUCUCUACAACCUUCUCAAAUCCAACGUCGACUCUCUCAGCCUCAUCCAAGUCGGCCUCACUCUCUCCGACGCCGACGGCAACCUCCCCGAUCUCGGCGGCGACGGGCGUCAAUUCAUCUGGGAGUUCAACUUCCGCGACUUCGACGUGGACCGCGACCCCCACGCGGCGGACUCGAUCGAGCUCCUCCGCCGUCACGGGAUCGAUUUCGAGCGUAACCGCAGCGAAGGGGUCGUGUCGGAGAGGUUCGCGGAGCUGAUGAUGUCGUCGGGGCUGAUCUGCAACGAGUCGGUGAGCUGGGUGACGUUUCACAGCGCGUACGAUUUCGGUUACCUGGUGAAGAUCCUCACGCGCCGGGAGCUUCCGAGCUCGCUGGGAGAGUUCCUCCGGCUGCUCAGGGCGUUUUUCGGCGAGAGAGUUUACGAUGUGAAGCACAUGAUGAGGUUCUGCGAGAGGAGAUUGUACGGCGGUUUGGACCGGUUGGCUCGGUCGCUUGAGGUUAACCGGGCGGUUGGGAAGUGUCAUCAGGCCGGUUCGGAUAGCUUGCUGACGUGGCAUGCGUUUCAGAGGAUGAGGGACUUGUACUUCGUUGAGGAUGGGCCGGAGAAACACGCCGGAGUUUUGUACGGUUUAGAGGUUUUUUGAAAUGGGGGCUAUUAUUGGAAUUUAAACUAAUCAACUUCAGUUUAAUAAUACAGCAUAAUGCACAUUUGAUUUA
Molecule: messenger RNA, 1074 nt
Organism: Brassica oleracea var. oleracea
Lineage: Eukaryota; Viridiplantae; Streptophyta; Magnoliopsida; Brassicales; Brassicaceae
Product: probable CCR4-associated factor 1 homolog 11
Exons: 1
Coding region: 150-1001 (283 amino acids)
Cellular component (GO): CCR4-NOT core complex; P-body; CCR4-NOT complex
Molecular function (GO): poly(A)-specific ribonuclease activity; nucleic acid binding
Source: RefSeq, a predicted model, not a curated record